ACUUCCUUUUGAACAUAAAAGUAUCAAAGUAAUCAAAACUGUAAGGAACAAAGGAAACAAAGCUCUUUAAAGUGUGAUUUCAAACAGAUCAUCGCCUUUGAGCGCCCUUUGUACUUCCACUAUGAACAGCAGAGGUGUUAAUGGACCAAAAAUGGACUUAUUAAUCCCAAACCAAGAUGGUGGGAAACAUAAAUACCAGCUUUAGUUCAGACUGAGUUCAUUGGCGAGCAGAACAUCUCAGGAGGAGAAUCAGUGGAUAAGACCAGAGAGACAGCAGGAGCGCUUGACUGAGAGCAGAGAAACAUGGACACCUCCAAGUUCUCCAACUUCAGCAUCGACUACAUCCUGGGAGAGAGCUCAUCCCGGCCUCACACACACACAGCGGAGCCUCCAGCAGCUCCACAGGCCCUCAGAGGAGACUGUGGUGGGGUGAACUUGCUGCCAUCCAGCGGUUUCAGCGCUCAGAGUCUAGGGGGCGCAGCGGUGCCUCCUCUUCCAGCUCCAUGCCCGGGAACCUACGUCUACGAUAGAGCGCCUUACAGCACCUACAACACCUUCACCUGCUGUGGACCAGUCACCUACUACCAGACCAGCUUCAACCUCAACUACUGCGGAACUGAGCGCUGGUUUCACUCACAUCCAGACUGCGACAGAGAUGAAGCUCACUGCUACCAGACUGGCCAGCAGAGGCAGAGGAACAGAAUCAGAACCGUGUUCACAGAGAACCAGACCAGGCAGCUGGACCAGCUCUUCUCCAUCACCGAGUACCCGAGUGUGGAGGCCCGGGCAGAGCUGGCCAGAAACACCGGCCUCAGCGAGGAGAUUGUUCGGGUAUGGUUUAAAAACCGCAGAGCCCGUAGGAAAAGACAGAGGCCUUCAAGUGACCAGUCUGACCAGUCUGUGUGACUGGUGUGAGCUGUGCUGGACCACCUGCUGUUUUGUAUUUAGAAAAUAAAAAUGUUAGAUAAUUUACUGAUAUGCUGUAAUGAUGUGCUUAUUUAUCUUAUUUAAUGUGACCACGUUUUGGUUUUCCAAAAAAAAAAAGACUUCGGGGACACAAGGACGGGGUCCUUGGGGUCGGGGGUCUUUAAGAAGGCCUAAGUUUUGUGUAUGGGUGAUGGUGUA
Astyanax mexicanus (Mexican tetra) is the source of this 1125-nucleotide messenger RNA. It is a transcript of the gene dharma, whose product is annotated as dharma. The coding region runs from base 304 to 906 and encodes 200 amino acids. Gene Ontology annotation, molecular function: RNA polymerase II cis-regulatory region sequence-specific DNA binding; DNA-binding transcription factor activity, RNA polymerase II-specific. Gene Ontology annotation, biological process: regulation of transcription by RNA polymerase II. Gene Ontology annotation, cellular component: nucleus. The transcript has 3 exons. NCBI's taxonomy places the organism in Eukaryota, Metazoa, Chordata, Actinopteri, Characiformes, Acestrorhamphidae. The record is from RefSeq and is a predicted model, not a curated record.